UACUGGUCACACUGCUCUGUUCGCGUCCAAAAAGUGUACAAUUUUUCACCAGCUCGGUUUGUUUUUUCCGACCAGGCGAGGCACCUUCGAUUCGCUCUGACUUCCGACUCCGAUCCGUUUUCGGAUGAUAGCUCUGAGUGCGCUGCUAACCAAAUACACGAUCGGUAUUAUGAGCAACCUAAGCAAUGGCAACAGCAACAACAACCAGCAGCAGCAACAGCAACAACAGGGCCAGAACCCACAACAACAAGCACAGAACGAAGGUGGAGCGGGGGCGGAGUUCGUGGCGCCACCGCCCGGACUAGGAGCAGCAGUGGGCGUGGCAGCCAUGCAGCAGCGCAACCGCCUGCUGCAGCAGCAACAGCAGCAGCACCAGAAUCCCGCCGCCGAAGGAAGUGGCCUGGAGCGGGGCAGCUGCCUCCUGCGCUACGCCAGCCAGAACUCCCUGGACGAGAGCUCCCAAAAGCAUGUCCAGCGGCCAAAUGGCAAAGAGCGUGGCACGGUGGGGCAGUACAGCAACGAGCAGCACACGGCGCGGUCCUUUGACGCCAUGAACGAGAUGAGAAAGCAAAAACAGCUCUGUGAUGUCAUACUGGUGGCCGACGAUGUGGAGAUCCACGCCCACCGCAUGGUGCUGGCCUCCUGCAGUCCGUACUUUUACGCGAUGUUCACCAGCUUCGAGGAGUCGCGGCAGGCCAGGAUCACGCUCCAGAGUGUCGAUGCCCGGGCCUUGGAGCUGCUCAUCGACUACGUAUACACUGCCACGGUGGAGGUGAACGAGGAUAACGUGCAGGUCCUCUUGACCGCCGCCAACCUGCUCCAACUCACAGAUGUGCGAGAUGCCUGCUGCGACUUCCUGCAAACCCAGUUGGACGCGAGUAAUUGCCUCGGCAUCCGGGAGUUCGCCGAUCUUCAUGCCUGCGUGGAACUUCUCAAUUACGCUGAGACCUACAUCGAACAGCAUUUCAACGAGGUGAUCCAGUUCGAUGAGUUUCUGAACCUCUCGCACGAGCAGGUCAUCAGCCUGAUUGGCAACGAUCGGAUUUCGGUUCCAAAUGAGGAGCGCGUUUACGAGUGCGUCAUCGCCUGGCUGCGCUACGAUGUUCCGAUGCGGGAGCAGUUCACCUCGUUGCUCAUGGAGCAUGUGCGUCUGCCGUUUCUUUCCAAGGAGUACAUCACCCAGUGCGUGGACAAGGAGGUCCUCCUCGAGGGCAAUAUCGUGUGCAAGAAUCUCAUCAUUGAGGCCUUGACCUACCAUCUACUGCCUACUGAGACGAAGUCCGCUAGAACGGUGCCCAGGAAGCCGGUGGGAAUGCCCAAGAUUCUGCUCGUCAUUGGAGGACAAGCACCCAAGGCUAUACGAUCAGUGGAAUGGUACGAUCUGCGAGAGGAAAAGUGGUACCAGGCUGCCGAAAUGCCCAACCGCAGAUGCCGCUCCGGCCUAAGUGUCCUGGCUGACAAGGUUUAUGCUGUUGGAGGUUUCAAUGGAUCCCUGCGUGUGCGCACCGUAGAUGUCUACGAUCCGGCCACGGAUCAGUGGGCAAACUGCAGCAACAUGGAGGCCAGGCGGUCUACCUUGGGAGUAGCUGUACUUAAUGGUUGCAUAUACGCCGUGGGCGGAUUCGACGGCACAACGGGUCUGUCGAGUGCUGAGAUGUAUGAUCCCAAGACUGACAUUUGGCGGUUUAUCGCCUCCAUGUCGACGCGACGCAGUUCUGUGGGCGUGGGCGUCGUCCACGGACUCCUAUAUGCCGUGGGCGGGUACGAUGGCUUUACUCGCCAGUGCCUAUCUUCAGUGGAGCGCUAUAAUUCGGGUACGGACACAUGGGUCGCUGUGGCGGAAAUGAGUUCGCGGAGGAGUGGCGCAGGAGUGGGAGUUCUGAACAAUAUCCUGUAUGCCGUUGGCGGCCACGAUGGUCCCAUGGUCAGAAGAUCCGUUGAAGCCUACGAUUGUGAAACGAACACCUGGCGUUCGGUGGCAGAUAUGUCAUAUUGCCGGCGGAAUGCGGGAGUGGUGGCCCACGAUGGCCUGCUGUAUGUGGUCGGGGGCGAUGAUGGUACCUCAAACCUUGCUUCUGUGGAGGUCUACUGCCCGGACUCGGACAGUUGGAGAAUACUGCCUGCUUUGAUGACCAUCGGACGCAGCUAUGCGGGCGUGUGUAUGAUCGAUAAGCCCAUGUGAAUGGAAGAGCAGGGUGCAUUGGCCCGCCAAGCUGCUUCGUUGGCCAUCGCACUGCUGGAUGAUGAGAAUAGCCAGGCAGAGGGCACGAUGGAGGGCGCCAUUGGUGGUGCCAUCUACGGUAAUCUUGCGCCGGUUGGAGGGGUUGCAGCUGUUGCAGCUCCAGCUGCGCCGGCUCAAGCUCCCCAGCCAAAUCAUCCGCACUACGAGAACAUCUACGCGCCAAUUGGACAGCCCAGCAACAACAGCAACAGCAAUCAAGCUGCAGCCAUCGCCAAUGUCAAUGCCAAUGCCCCUGCAAAUGCCGAGGAAAUUCCGCAACAACAACUACCAGCUCCCACUGAACCUAAUGCCAAUAAUAAUCCGCAACCACCAACAGCACCAGCUCCAGCACCACCACAACAACAACAGCAGCAGCAGCAAGCACAGCCACAACAACCUCAACGCAUACUUCCCAUGAAUAACUAUAGGAAUGAUUUGUACGAUCGAUCUGCCGCCGGCGGAGUCUGCUCUGCAUAUGAUGUUCCCAGAGCCGUGAGAUCUGGCCUUGGAUACAGACGCAACUUUAGGAUAGAUAUGCAGAAUGGAAAUCGAUGUGGAAGCGGUCUUCGCUGUACUCCACUUUAUACGAACAGUCGAUCCAACUGUCAACGUCAGCGCAGUUUUGACGACACGGAGUCCACGGAUGGCUACAAUUUGCCUUACGCCGGAGCGGGAACAAUGCGAUACGAGAACAUCUACGAGCAGAUUCGAGAUGAGCCACUUUACCGUACAUCCGCGGCUAAUCGAGUACCGCUCUAUACACGUCUCGAUGUUUUGGGUCAUGGGAUCGGAAGAAUUGAGAGGCACCUUAGCUCGUCAUGCGGCAACAUUGACCACUAUAACUUGGGGGGACAUUACGCGGUAUUGGGGCACUCGCACUUCGGAACUGUGGGCCACAUUCGAUUGAACGCCAAUGGAUCAGGAGCAGCAGCCCCUGGCGUAGCUGCAAGUGGCACCUGCAAUGUUCCAAAUUGUCAAGGUUAUAUGACAGGAGCUGGAUCCACUGUUCCAGUAGAGUACGCGAAUGUAAAGGUUCCUGUGAAAAACAGUGCCUCUAGUUUCUUCAGCUGCCUACAUGGUGAGAACUCACAGAGCAUGACUAAUAUUUACAAAACGACUGGAGCGGCAGCAGCUGCCAUGGCUGCCCAUAAUUCUCCAUUAACGCCAAAUGUGUCCAUGGAGCGAGCAACGCGAUCCUUAUCCGCUGGGGCAGCUGGAUCAGCAAUAGCCAAUGUUGAGGAUCAUUCGGCGGCGGAUAGUAUUCCAAGCUCAUCCAAUAUCAAUACCAAUCGGACAACAGGUGCCAUUCCGAAAGUGAAAUCAGCCAGCAAGCCAGCUAAGGAGUCGGGAGGAUCCUCCACGGCCGCAUCUCCAAUUUUGGAUAAAACUACAUCCACUGGAUCGGGAAAGAGUGUAACCUUGGCGAAGAAAACUUCUACAGCAGCAGCACGCUCGAGCUCUUCCGGAGAUACCAAUGGCAAUGGGACUUUAAAUCGGAUCUCCAAGUCCAGUUUGCAAUGGCUGCUAGUAAACAAAUGGCUGCCACUGUGGAUUGGCCAGGGACCCGAUUGCAAGGUAAUCGACUUCAACUUCAUGUUUUCCCGUGACUGCGUGAGUUGCGAUACUGCUUCAGUGGCAUCUCAGAUGUCAAAUCCGUAUGGCACACCCCGUUUAAGUGGUCUUCCCCAGGAUAUGGUGCGCUUCCAGAGUUCCUGCGCUGGAGCUUGUGCAGCAGCCGGAGCAGCUUCUACACUACGAAGAGACACGAAUGCAUCAGCUCGCCCAUUACACAGCACUUUAAGUCGGCUGAGGAACGGAGCUGAAAAAAGAAACCCCAAUCGGGUGGCUGGAAACUAUCAGUACGAGGAUCCUUCCUACGAGAAUGUGCACGUUCAGUGGCAGAAUGGUUUUGAAUUCGGGAGAUCCCGCGACUACGAUCCGAAUUCCACCUAUCAUCAGCAGCGUCCUAUGCUGCAACGGGCUAGAUCAGAAAGUCCCACUUUUAGCAAUCAGCAGAGGCGACUUCAGCGGCAAGGAACCCAAGCUCAACAGCAAUCGCAGCAGCUUAAGCCUCCUGGAUCCCCAGAUCCCUACAAGAACUACAAACUUAAUGUUGACAACAACACCUUCAAGCCGAAGCCUACCGCUGCCGAUGAGCUCGAGGGAGCUGUUGGGGGAGCGGUAGCUGAAUUAGCACUUCCUGAAGUGGAUAUCGAAGUUGUAGAUCCUGUCUGCUUAAGUGAUAACGAGACUGAGACAACCAGCAGUCAAAACAACCCUCCAUGCACUACCAACAGCAAUAAUCUGAACGAGCACAAUGAUUAAAAAUGAAUAAAAUAAGUUGGUUCUGGCAGAUCAACGUUGUAGUUGAAAUGUUUAAGUGUGUAGUUAAACUUCUCUGAAACUCUACAAUUUUGUACGGCUUGUAAGAUUUUAUAUUAAAAAUAAGCUGGAUUUUAUAUUUAUAAUCAAAAGUGAUACCAGUUUAUUAUAAGAAGAGUAGUUUUUACUUGAGUUUUCAAUUCGCUAUUACAUGUAAUUUUCGUAAGAUUUAAUGUCUCCAGGGACAGGAACCUUUUACAUUACACAAUUUCUAAUUACAACGCUGCUCUUUAAAAUGGGAUCUCAAACCACAAUAACAGCAAAACGAUUGAAAAUUCAUUUUAGAAAUCAAAAAGAUAUACACUUAAACAUUGUAGAAUUUGAUAUUACUAUAGAAUUGGGUGACUUUGUGUAACCAGCCAAAGCUCUAGAUGGUAUAUUAUUAUGUUGCACUCUGUAGUUGUAGUUGAAACGAGAAUUUUUGUGUGUCAUGUCGAGUUGUAGGUAACCUAAGAGCCACAUCAUAUCACUCUCCGUAACCACAUUAAGCAAUAUGCACUUGCAUUUGAUAUGAUAGUUCCAUUACUUUUCCACUGCCUACUCAAAUUUCCAUUUCCCAUUGGCAUUUGGCACAUGCACCUGCUUCGUUUGAGUAUGUUAAGUUAUGGCUUUAAUCCGAAAUAAUAAUUAAUAUUAAGCCAGCUAUUGUACAAGCUCUCCAUUAGAAUACUAUUGUUUAAGUCAAUUAGUGUUACAGGUAUUAUUUACAUGCAUAUAUAUACAAGCGCAUAUAUAGGGUGUUUUUUU
Drosophila santomea is the source of this 5350-nucleotide messenger RNA. RefSeq names its product ring canal kelch protein (gene kel). NCBI's taxonomy places the organism in Eukaryota, Metazoa, Arthropoda, Insecta, Diptera, Drosophilidae. Gene Ontology annotation, molecular function: protein binding. The transcript is spliced from 6 exons. The record is from RefSeq and is a predicted model, not a curated record.